AUGUAGUCCAGUGAGUUAAUUUCUGAAUAUAUUGUCUUCUCUAGUUGUAGUAUCUCAGGAAAAACAAUGUUUCAUAAAUGGGAUACAGUAACCCACAGCAUAUGUCCAGUACAAAUAGUAAUAUUCCACAUGAUAUCUAAAAAGCGUACAUCUCUUGAAAGUUAUAGCAGUCUGUGUUUGGCCUACACACCCUUCACCGCAAAACUUGCUCCAAGACAUCUUUGGUCAAAGCCCCAACUUGGCAGAAAGCCACAAAAGACUACCAGAUUCGGCUCUGAUCCAACUGUCAAGGCCACCUGGAGAUUCAUCAGAUCAUGGAUUGCUCAAAACCACAAACUUUACUAUACCUACGUCCUUGUUUGCGCAUUUGGUGUUUAUCAAUUCUGGUGGUACUCAGUAGUAGGAUAUUAUCAAAGAAGAAAUCAUCACAGAUCUCUUGAAUACGCUAUCUUAAAGGAAAAGGAAUGGCUACUCAUUAAGCCAAAGGAAGAAGAAGAAGAGGAGGAAGAAGAGGUUCCUGCUGCUGAAGGUGGAGAAGCCGCUUCUACAGGUGGAGACGCUGAGGAAGAAUGA
Messenger RNA from Stylonychia lemnae, 573 nucleotides. Lineage: Eukaryota; Ciliophora; Spirotrichea; Sporadotrichida; Oxytrichidae. The record is from the annotation of a GenBank genome assembly.